Messenger RNA from Adineta steineri, 375 nucleotides. Lineage: Eukaryota; Metazoa; Rotifera; Eurotatoria; Adinetida; Adinetidae. The record is from the annotation of a GenBank genome assembly.
AUGAAUAAAAAUGGAUUUGUUUAUGUUUCUGAUACUGAAAAGAAUGAAGUAAGACAAUGGAAAGAAGGAAAUCAAAAUGGAAGAAUAAUUGCUGGUGGCAAUGGUCAAGGAAAUUGUCUCGAACAAUUGUCUUCACCUACAGGAGUGAUUGUUGAUCGUUUGGAUCAAAUCUAUGUGGCAGACUCGAUGAAUAAUCGAGUAAUGCGUUGGUGUGAAGGAAAUGUACAAGGUGAAAUUGUUGUUGGUGGAAAUGGAAGUGGAAAGGAAUCAAAUCAAUUCAAUGGUCCUACUGGUUUAUCAUUCGAUAUUGAUGGAAAUCUUUAUGGUAGUGAUUGGCAAAAUCAUCGAGUUCAAAAGUUUUUAAUUGAUGUCUAA